Dicentrarchus labrax (European seabass) is the source of this 5095-nucleotide messenger RNA. RefSeq names its product malic enzyme 2, NAD(+)-dependent, mitochondrial (gene me2). Gene Ontology annotation, molecular function: NAD binding; malate dehydrogenase (decarboxylating) (NADP+) activity; malate dehydrogenase (decarboxylating) (NAD+) activity. The record is from RefSeq and is a predicted model, not a curated record. NCBI's taxonomy places the organism in Eukaryota, Metazoa, Chordata, Actinopteri, Moronidae. The coding region runs from base 217 to 1974 and encodes 585 amino acids. Gene Ontology annotation, cellular component: mitochondrion. Gene Ontology annotation, biological process: malate metabolic process; pyruvate metabolic process. The transcript is spliced from 15 exons.
UGCGUGACAGUUGUCUCCUCUCCUCACCGCCAGUCUGCUUCAUCUGUAGCUGCAGCUACGAACCGAGAGGUCAAACAACAGCCGAUUUAACAGCGAACUCCGGGAGAAAAAUGCUUUAUAAACAGUAAACUGUCCAACGGAAGUGACUGCAGUAUUAUAACAUUCAAGAGCAGCGGCUCUCUACCAGUGGACCUUCGAGACCAGUGACUGUCCACCAUGUUAUCCAGGUUGAGAACAUCCUGGUCCCUGAGGCCCUGUGUCUCUGUUUGCAGAUGGGCACACACCAAAGAGAAGGGCAAACCCCUCAUGCUCAACCCUCGCACCAACAAAGGCAUGGCCUUCACUCUGCAGGAGAGACAAAUGUUGGGAAUACAUGGUCUGUUGCCUCCCAAAGUGGAGACUCAGGACACUCAAGCCAUGCGCUUUCAGAAUAAUCUCAAGAAAAUGACUGAUCCCCUAGGGAAGUACGUCUACUUGAUGGGCAUCCAGGAAAGGAAUGAGAGGCUUUUCUAUAGGGUGUUGAUGGAAGACAUUGAGGAAUUGAUGCCAAUUGUCUACACUCCCACUGUAGGCCUGGCCUGCACACAGUAUGGACACAUCUUUAGGAGACCCAAAGGCUUGUUCAUCUCCAUUCGGGACAGAGGACACGUCCGUUCCAUCCUGGACAACUGGCCAGAGACUAAUGUUGCAGCAGUAGUAGUAACUGAUGGAGAGCGUAUUUUAGGAUUAGGAGACCUGGGUGUUUAUGGAAUGGGCAUCCCUGUCGGAAAACUUUGCCUGUACACUGCCUGUGCUGGCAUAAGACCCGAGAGAUGUCUGCCUGUGGCGAUAGAUGUUGGCACAGACAAUGAGACUCUCCUGAAGGAUCCGCUGUACAUGGGCCUGUACCAGAAGCGAGAUCGCUCUCAAGCCUACGAUGAUCUGAUUGAUGAGUUCAUGGAAGCGGUGGUGGAGAAGUACGGUCAGGACACACUGAUCCAGUUUGAGGACUUUGGGAACCACAAUGCUUUCCGCUUCCUCAGGAAGUACAGGGAGAAGUACUGCACCUUCAACGAUGACAUCCAAGGCACUGCAUCUGUAGCUCUUGCUGGUCUGUUAGCAGCUCAGAGAGCCAUUGGCAAACCCAUCACUGAACACCGGGUGCUUUUCCUGGGAGCUGGAGAGGCUGCCCUUGGUAUUGCCAAUCUGAUUGUUAUGGCCAUGAUGGAGACGGGCAUGACCCAAGCUGAUGCCAGAAAAAGGAUCUGGAUGUACGAUAAACAUGGCCUACUUGUAAAGGACAGACCACAGGAAACUGACUCUAACCAGGAGGCAUUUGUCCAUGACAGUCCCGGGAGUGUACAGAGCUUCCUAGAUGCUGUCAACACCAUUAAACCCACAGCUAUCAUCGGUGUGUCAGGAGCUGGACGUCUGUUCACCCACGACGUCUUAAAGUCCAUGGGAACCCUGAACGAACGACCAAUCAUCUUUGCCCUGAGUAACCCAACCACUAAAGCAGAGUGCACAGCAGAGGAUGCCUACACACUCACUGAUGGUAGAUGCCUUUUCGCCAGUGGCAGUCCGUUCGGUCCAGUGACCCUGAGUGAUGGCCGCGUCAUCACUCCAGGACAGGGGAACAACGCUUACAUCUUCCCAGGUGUGGCCUUGGCUGUGAUCCUGAGUGGAGUGAGACACAUCAGUGACACAGUAUUCCUCGAGGCUGCCAAGACUCUUGCAGAGCAGCUGACGGAUAAAGAGCUGGAAGAAGGCAGACUCUAUCCUCCUCUCUCCAACAUCAGAGAGGUCUCGGUCCAGAUGGCUGUCAAGGUGGUGGAGUAUGUCUAUGCUAAAGGCAUGGCGUUCCGCUACCCUGAGCCAGUGGACAAAAACGCCUUUGUACGUGCCACUGUGUGGGACACCAACUACGACUCCUUCCUGCCAGACACCUACGACUGGCCAGGCGUCAGCUUCACCCCCAAGACUGACUCAAAGUAGAACCGACUCUCACUGUGCCCCAUGUCACAAUGUCACUCUUCCUUUGUUUUCCACUUAAGUCUCAUUCACAGAUCUUUUGAGAUGACCUUUGUUAUCUUAGUGCAAACAUCUGCUUAUGAGAAAAGGCAGUAGAAGCCCCUUACUGCUGCUUUUCACUUACUGCAUUUGCACUAAACCAAUCUUAUUAGAUCUGUGAAAAGGUAGAGUGGGAAAUGGCUUCUGAAAGAGGACAUUUGAAUGGAAAUGGUCAUUUUCACUUCACAUCCGAGUUCUUUAUCACCUCUGCAUCACAUGUAAACCUGCAUUGUCCCUGGAGGGCCACCUAGUGGUGGAAAAAGGCAGUGUGGAAAUCUGGUUUCAUUGUUGAAACCUUGAGAUACAUUUUAAUUAUCAUAAAUAACCUGGGAAUGAAAUACCCUUUUGUCAGGAAAGGUCAUGCUAUUGUCAAAGGCAGUCACUCCAUGUAAUAUUGAUUCUAAUUUGGUGCAAAAUUGUUUAUGUUGUGUACACUCCUGAUGCAGAAUGUAGUCUUUGAUUAGCACUGAGUCCACUUACUACUAUUGUAACUAUAUGUAGCUACCUGGAAAUUGACAAACUUAAUGCACAAAUUUUAACAUGCAGUAUAGACAUUGCCUUUUUUCACAACAAGUGGACCUCUGGUGGCUUCACUGAUCCAACCAAUGCCUGGUGUAAGACUCCCUUUUAACCUAUGCUUAAAUCAGGCUACAUUGGUUGUCAGAGAAGGUCUAGUAGAGUGGAGGGUUACAGUACUCAGCCUUUGUGUUCAAAUUAAGAGAGGAAGAGCAGAAACAAUGCUACUCAGGGGAGAAAUGGAGUGAGAAUUUAGAGAAAGACCUUAGAAAAUGGUUUUAUGAAGGGAAAUGACAUGAAAUUUAUAUCUAAAAACAUGUGAGCAACCAACCUCCACUCCAGCAUUUUAUUUGUGUGAAGGGUUUCAACAUGUUGUGUUUGUUCCUCUGAAGUUAUUUUAUUUUUGGGGGGUGUAUUUAGAUGUUUUGUCAUUGUGCUGUAUAUUAAUUUGAAAGCCUGUCAUUGACACUCCUAGAAUGCGUUUUGGUAAGAAGAAUCUCUAAAAUUAACUCUUGGUAAGUGUGAUAUACAAAAUAUACCCUAAAUAUAAAGAAACAAUGUGCAGUAUCACAUGAUUGGAUAAACAUUAUUUUCUAUUUGAAUUAUAUUUUGUUUACUGUACAUGUCCUUUUGUGGAAUCUGGUAUUUAUAAAGUUGUGUUAAGUACAUCCGUGUGUGUUGGCAGGUUGGUGUAUGGGCUUUGCUCCUUGGAACAUAUUCAACAAAACAACAGACUUAUAGGUUAUAAUCAUGUACUAUGAUAAUUUAUAAUAACUUAUAACACAGUCACAUUUAUCUAAUAUUGACACAAGAAAAAGGUAAAGCUUUGCUUCUGCAACUAUAUUUAUAUAACAUCUUUCAACCAGGCAGUUCAAAGUGUUAUACAUAAAAGAUAAAAGGCAUUAACAAAAACACAAGCCAAUAUUCAAAGAAAUAAGGAUAAUACAGAUGAACCAGAAGAAUAAAAAUUACAGUGCAGUGCAAGAUAUGAAUAAAUAGUCAAUUUAUUUUAAUAAAAGGCAGCGGCAAACAGUACAACCAUUAAACGUUGAUUUAAUGCAGAGCAUCAAGUUUAUAAUAAUAAACAUAACAAUAAUAAUACAGAUUUUAUUUAAAAUUCGUCAUUCGGCAUAAAAAGAUAGUGAUCAAGUAGCUAUUCAAGGAAACUUCUUGAAACUGACAUUUUGACCUUUUUAAUGUGGUUUUCAUCAUCACCACACAUUCUGAAAAAACUGUUUCUGCUCAUGUCCAUGUCCCAAAACCAUCCUUACUGGCACUGUUAAUGUACAGUACUUGAUGUUAAACCAAGUAUAAUGCUAUCACCGUCAGCUAUAACUAUCUGAAAUUUCACUCAUUUUUGUAUUGUAUUGUAUUAUGUAUGUAUACAAACAUUUGUAGUGAGUGUUUAUUUUUGAUGUGACAGGUCUAACUUAUUAUACAUUAACCAUCCAGUGUUCUCCUGUCAGCUAUACAGUUAAAUAGUCACAGUUAUAGCAGAUGGCAGCAUCCUCAAGCCAUAAUGUAUUUCAAGAUAUUUUAUUAACGUUAUUCCAGUUAUGUUUUCCUAAUAUUUUACAUCUAUAUUUCAGAUUAAUGUAUUGCAAUUAUUUCAGUGAGACAUGUGACAGUCCACCUGCCAAGAUCUUUCAUUUUGCUCUGUACUCUUUCUGGCUGCAGUCUAUUAUAAUAAGUGAGCUAAAGAUCUAAAAUGGUGUGUUCAAUGUAAAAUGUGAGAAUUGAGAAACCCUGACCAUGUACACAAACACAUACAACCAUACAGCUAACAUGUGUUUAAGUCUGAAAAAGUAACACAUUACAUUAAAACUACCAAUUAGUCUAUUUUAUUUGUACUAUUUCCUUACACACAGCUUUUAAGGGCAUUGGCAGUAUCACGCUUGAGUCUUCAAUGUGUUUAAAUAUAUAUUCUAGGCUGCUGUGUAAAUUGUAAUCUCAGGAUAUUGUAUUAGGACCUUCUAACCACCUGCAUUGAAGUGCCUGCACGAUGUUCAGUAUGUGUUCAUAAUCACUUAAUGUUCCUGAUGUAGACCUCACAGCAUGCUGCAGGCAGAGCUGAGGAACAACUCAACAGCACUAUGAGCAAUUGCGUAGUGGUCAAUGUGCAGCUUUUUCUCUGAUAGACUUCAGGUUGUGAACACAUAUUAUUAAAGACAAAGUUAUCUACCUAUCUAUAUUUUUAAAUAGUUUUAUUUAAAAGAAAGUACUGAGAAACAGUUUAACUGCAUUACCUGUUGUGUCACCUGUCUGUCCAGUUCUCAAUAAUUGUAAUCAUCAAGUAUGAGUUUUUACUGUGAUCAUGUGACUCUUGUCGUCCCCAUAAGGAAGAUUUACUCCACGUGUCAUUGAAGUGUGCAUUCAUAUAGUGCUGUGUCCUUCUUGUCUGUGUUUUUGAAGUUUAUUUUUGUUACACAGUGAUAUUGCCUCAGUGUUCUUCUAUGGUUUGUACUCAGAGAGCAACAUAUUUGUGCUAUGUGCUGUUGAAAGUGCAGAAUAAAAACUGUUUUAUACUGGC